GUAACGCGCGCGUUAAAGCUCGCCUGUAUAUCGUGUUUAUUUACGUUUUCAGAUUUGUGGUCGAGGUCACACAUGUUUAUAAAUGGCCAUCAGUUCUCAACAUUAUAGUUGCUCUUGAAUUUUUCAAGUUUACGACACUCGAUUAACAGUGCAGUCUACGUCACCCAUACCUCAAGCAAGGCACGUCUUAGUGAUUAAGGCUUCCAUCCAAACAGAAACAAGGACUUUUAACCAACUUUACCAUCCGAGGUAUUGAAGCUGGGGAGCUUUUCGACGUCAUGUCUCGAUCUCCUAUCCUUCUGUAUGCCCUACGCCACAGCGGUAAGCAUGCCGCGGUUCCAACCGCCUUGAAACACUUACCGCGUCGGGCUGCUUCUAGCGGCGUAACCGCGUUCAAGACCAGACCGGAAGGAAAUACCGUGGAUCUCACGCAGCAGUCUAUUGUGUUGCCGGGACCUGAGAAAAUUCGUGUAGCUUCUUACAUGAACGAGGCAUGCUACAAACCAAGCCAGUUCUUCAGUGAGGUCUCCACAGUGUAUGAGGCGUUCAAGAGAGGACAGAAAGUAUCAAAUGAUGGCAACUUUCUGGGAGCUCGCACCGGUCCCAAUAGAUCCUACGAAUGGAUGUCGUAUUCACAGGCGGAAGAGAAAGCUCGACUGCUGGGAUCGGGACUGAUGGCCCACGGGAACCAACCAGGAUCGUGCGUUGGUAUCUUCUCUCAAAAUAGACCAGAGUGGACUAUUUCAGACCUAGCGUGCGUCCAUUAUUCCAUGAUAUCAGUGCCUCUAUACAACAGUCUGGGAUGGAAAUCGUGCAGAUACAUCGUCAACAAAACGUUAAUGUCGACCCUCAUCGUCGAUACCGUCGAAAAAGCGACGUCGAUCAUCGACCACGCCGAUGCGAUGCCCUCGUUGAGAGUCGUGGUCGUUAUGGACCUCCCUGACGAGGGCACAAGUGACCUCAGACAACGGUACACGGCGCAGGGAAUCGAGUUGUGCACCUUCGAGGAGGUGUUACGUCACGGUGCGCAAAAGCAAGCCGAUCUCGUCCUACCGUCGCCAAAUGAUAUCAACACAAUCUGCUUCACAAGCGGGACCACAGGUUUGCCGAAGGGUGUCCCACUCAAACACAAGAAUCACAUCGCCAACCACUCAGCUAUAUUUGCUACAUACCAGGACAGUGAAAUGAUGGAUCAUGCCGAUGUUCACCUAUCCCUCUUGCCCUGUCCUCAUGUCUACGAGAGGGGCAAUAUCUACAAUGUCAUGACAAUGGGUCUCCAGGUCGGUUUCUUCAGCGGUGAUAUAUUAAAACUCAUCGAUGACGCACAGGAACUCAAACCAACAAUCUUCGCAGCAGUGCCGAGAUUAUACAAUCGACUCUUCGAUAGAAUUCGGACAACUGUAGAUAGCGGCAGCACCAUCAAAAAAGCAAUAUUCAACCAUGCUCUCAAUCAGAAAAUGAAAGAUCUCGAACAGGGUACACUGAGUCGAGAUACAGUUUGGGACAAGCUAGUCUUCAAGAAGGUUCAGGAGAUUCUCGGCGGAAGGUUACGGUACAUGUACACGGGUGGCGCCCCGAUCUCUGGCGAGGUGAUCACAUUUCUCCGGUGUGUAUUCGGCUGCUCGUUUGUGCAAGCCUACGGUCAGACAGAGACAACAAGCUGCAUGACACACACGCUGCCGUCUGAUACGACAAACGGUCACAUCGGGCCUCCCGGGGGUGGGGUGGAGAUCAAGCUGAUCGAUGUGCCGGAGUUGGACUACUAUGCCGACAACAACCAAGGAGAGAUCUGUGUCAAAGCAGCGAAUGUAUUUGAGGGUUACCUUGACAACCCCGAGUUGACAGCUGAAGCAUUGGAUGAGGAUGGCUGGGUGCACUCAGGAGAUAUUGGAGAGUGGACAGAGACUGGGACACUGAAACUGAUCGACAGGAAGAAACACAUCUUCAAGAUGUCUCAAGGUGUUUACAUCGCUCCAGAGAAGAUUGAGAAUACAUUAGUGAGGAACCCACUCAUUCAGCAAGUCUUUGUCUAUGGAGACAGCACCAAGGCCAAUCUUGUUGGUAUUGUGGUGCCUGACCCGGAAUCAUUUCCUGCAUUUGCAGCCAAGUCUGGGGUUAAGGGGUCACUCCGUGAAAUUUGUCAAGACAAGAAGGCAAAAGAUGCACUCCUGGCAAGGCUCCAGGAGUACGGAAGGAGAAAGGACCUCCUUGGCUUCGAGGAGAUGAAGGAUAUCCGGCUCCACGAUGAACCCUUCAGUGAACAGAAUGGUCUCCUAACCCCCUCUCUCAAGAACAAGAGACCCGACAUUGCAAAGGAGUUUGAGGAAGAGAUCCGAGAUAUGUACACCACUCUGGAUUAAAUGGUGGAAGUUGUUUGUUGUUUAGUAUAGGUGCUCGAGUUGAAUGGCUAGGGAGAGAAAGAGAAUUUUUGAAAUAGAAAGUGAAUGAGGGAGAGAGAGAGAGAUAGAGAGAGAUAGAGAAGGGGGAGGGAGAGAGAGAGUGUGUGAUUGUGUAUGUUUGUAGGAGAAAAUAUAUUGAGUGUAUGAGAGAGAGAGAGAGAGAGAGAGAGAGAGAGAGAGAGAG
Molecule: messenger RNA, 2583 nt
Organism: Strongylocentrotus purpuratus (purple sea urchin)
Lineage: Eukaryota; Metazoa; Echinodermata; Echinoidea; Camarodonta; Strongylocentrotidae
Product: long-chain-fatty-acid--CoA ligase 5
Exons: 19
Coding region: 279-2360 (693 amino acids)
Biological process (GO): long-chain fatty acid metabolic process
Cellular component (GO): membrane; endoplasmic reticulum
Molecular function (GO): long-chain fatty acid-CoA ligase activity
Source: RefSeq, a predicted model, not a curated record